Molecule: messenger RNA, 2742 nt
Organism: Rotaria sp. Silwood2
Lineage: Eukaryota; Metazoa; Rotifera; Eurotatoria; Philodinida; Philodinidae
Source: the annotation of a GenBank genome assembly
AUGCUUCGUGUCAAAUCCAAUUCAACUACUCGCGAUCAAAAAUAUGUGGCAUUAAAAUCAGUCUCAAUCGUUUCAAAAAUUCGUUCAUUCGGUGCAGAUGUAAAUAUUACACAACUAUUUCGAAAUGAUGAAAAUGUGCCCAUCGAAGCUGUAUAUUGUUUUCCAAUCGAAGAAAAUGCCGCAGUUUAUUCAUUUGUAGCAAAAAUCGACGAUCGAGAAAUUCAUGCUCAAUUGAAAGAAAAAAUUCAAGCGCAACAAGAAUAUACACAAGCCUUGCGACAAGGCCAUGGUGCUUAUCUUAUGGAACAAGACGAAAAAUCACAAGAUAUAUUCAUGAUUAGUGUGGGAGCACUUCUUCCUGGGAAAGAAUGUCAAAUUCAAAUUAUGUAUGUGACCGAAUUGGAUCUUGCUAUUAACAACAAGAUACGUUUCGUUAUACCAACAACAAUAGCACCACGAUACAAUCCGUCAGUUGGCGGUGUUUCAUCUCCAGCGUGUACACAAGCAAAAUAUGUUCAAUCAACACCGUAUACAAUCGAAUUUCAUUGUCAAGUUGAUAAACUAAAUGAAGAAAUAAAAAGUGUUUCAUCAUCUUCACAUCCAAUUGCAGUUCAAUUUAGUAAUGACAGCUAUGAAAUAACAUUUGCACAAAAGAAUACAUUCAUGGAUCGAGAUAUAGUUAUAGACAUUGAUCUGCCGGCUAGAACAAAUACAAUUUUAGCUGUCGAAAACAAUGGUGAACAUCAAUUGGCAUUAAUGGUAUCAUUUACACCGACAAGUGAAGAUUGUAGUAAAGCGCUGAACUCAAGCAAAAAUAGCAACUAUGUUAAUAAUGAAUUUAUUUUUAUUGUCGACUGUAGUGGUUCGAUGCAAGAUGAAAACAAAAUUGGGCUUGCUCGUCAAGCCAUGGUUCUAUUUCUCAAGAGUUUACCAGUCGAUUGUCAAUUUAAUAUUAUUCGAUUUGGAUCUGACUAUAAAACGCUAUUUAAUAAUGUGACCGAAAAAUACAAUGAACAAAAUGCUAAAGUAGCUGAGCAGUUGAUUUCACACAUGUCUGCUGAUCUUGGUGGUACUGAGCUAUUGAGACCGUUACAAUGGUUACAAAAUCAGGCACCUUCUGCUGGUCAUUCCCGGCAAAUAUUACUUCUGACCGAUGGAGAAAUAUCCAACGUUAGUCAAGUAAUGGAUCUUUGUCGAUUAAUGUCAACAUCAUCAAGAAUAUUUUCAUUCGGUCUUGGCCAUUCACCAAGUCGAUCAUUGAUUAAAGGUCUCGCUCGUUCGACGAACGGUCGAUUCACAUUCAUACCUCCAGGAGCAAGUGUCGAUAUUUACGUUGCUGAACAACUUCAGAAAGCUCUUGAACCAUGCAUUACGAAUGUCAAAGCUAAAUGGAAUAUUCCAUCGUUAGAAUCGUCUAAACUUCAAACAAUUCCAACGACUGUUCCACCUGUUUAUGCCAAUGAUCGUCUUUUGCUCUAUGCAUUGGUCGAAAGUGAUCAAUUUGAUCACUCCACAACAGUUGAACUCUGGAAUCACGAAGAAACAGCUCAACUUGGACUAGCUAGAAUUAAUCGUGUACCGGAGAUCACAGAUAAGAAUAAUCAACUAAUAGCACAUCUAGCAGCAAAGGCUCUGAUUCAAGAACUAACACAUUCCAAAGAAACAACUGCAGGAUCGAAGCAAAUGAGAUUCCAUCAGAAUAUAGAAGACGAUCGGAAAAAGCGACUAAUCACUAUUUCACUGAAACAUAAUAUUCUUUGUCCACACACUGCUUUUAUUGGUAUUGAAACACGUACAAAUUCAUUAGGCAAGGAUGUUAACUCCAGUAUGGUGUUACGAGAAAUUCCUAUAGAAAUAUCAGCAGAUGAUAAAGCUAUGAUGAAUUCGUCAUUCGGAGGCCUUUCGACCCACUUUUGCUCUAUUUCUAAUUCCAAUGCACCUUGUUUCAGCCCAAAAUCUUGUGUGCAACAACAGCCAAAUGUCACGUAUAUGCCCGCUUCUUGUGGAGGUUCAGGUUUUGAACAGCCAAGAGUAAUGCCUCCUUUGAACGCAGCAUCAACAUUUUUUUCGAAUGCAUCGAUGAGUAGACAACAACCGUUUCAACUAAUUUCCUCAGCUAUACCGCCGCUACCUCCAACAGCAUCAAUUUUUGGUGCAUCUACCAAUAGACUAACACAUCCUCAAUCACUUUCCUCAACUAACGCACCACCUCCGCCACCACCUCCAAUAGCAUCAUUUUUUGAUAUAGAUACCAAUAGUCAACAAUCUCCUGACUCAUCUAUCGACAUUCUGGAACUAGAAUCAUGCUGUAAUUUUGCUUCUCCUGCAAUUCCAAUAGAUAAUGACCUCGCUGAUUACUUGUCUUUCUCUCCUACAAACAAUGUUACACCCAACUCUACGUUCUCAUCCUCAAUGGUUGAACAGAAAACAUGGCCAUCAACUGAUCAGGAUAUUGUUCGUCAUUUGAUCAAUUUACAAAAAUUUGAUGGACUCUGGAAUUUGAGUAAUGGUGAUAUUCAGAAUCUUUGUCAGAAGCCACUGACAUCAUUUGAUUCAAUUCACAGCGAUAAUUUGACUAUUCUAACAACUGUCAUUGUCAUCAUUGUGUUGGAAACUAAAUACAGCGCUUUCAAAACAAUGUGGUUAUUUUUAGUCAGCAAGGGUAGAAAACGCUUAAUUGAAUUGUUGGGUGAUGCUGAAAAAGUUGAAACACUAAUCAACGAUAUCAAACAUCAAUUAUAG